Molecule: messenger RNA, 1365 nt
Organism: Salvia miltiorrhiza (redroot sage)
Lineage: Eukaryota; Viridiplantae; Streptophyta; Magnoliopsida; Lamiales; Lamiaceae
Exons: 1
Coding region: 1-1365 (454 amino acids)
Source: RefSeq, a predicted model, not a curated record
AUGGCAGAUGCAGCUCCCAAAACCCAAAUCAAAUCACCCUCUGAUCAUGAAAAUCCAAGUAAGUUUUUUCUGUACAAGGCUGCCCUUGUUACAGUUUUCCUAGUCUUGGUCCCACUUUUCCCCUCUUUGGCUCCUGAUUUCUUCAACCAAACCUUGCACGCGAGAAGCUGGGAGCUUCUGCAGCUCAUUUUUGUGGGCAUAGCCGUUUCUUAUGGGCUGUUUAGCAAGAAAAAUGAUGAGCCACACAAAGAUUAUAAGAUCGAUAAUGCGCAGUCGUAUGUGUCGAAGCUGCUGCAGGUUUCGUCUGUUUUUGAUGAUGAAUCCGAAAACCACACCGUGAUUGAGGAGAGCAAGUUUCAAGCUUUGAAUUCUCAGUAUUAUAGGGGCGAGCCGCCGUUAGUUGUGGUGGCUAAGGAAAACUCCGCCGUUGACAAGGAAAACGGCGUCGUCUCUCAGAUCAGCCAGAAGCCUCUCCUUUUGCCUGUCAGGAGCCUCAAGCAACGCGUUCCUAGCCCUAAUUCGAGAAAAUCCAGAAUUGGGGAUUUUGGAAGAUUGAAUGUUGACAAGGUGGCGGCCGAGAAGGAGGAGGCGGCGGAGGAGAAGGUCGUGCUCCGAUCGCCUAUUCCGUGGCGAUCGAGGUCGGGGAGGAUGGAGAUAAAAGAGACCGGCGAUGAACUAGCUUCGCCUUCAACGGAGGAGCAAGAAUUGAAUAGGAGCGAGUCUCGAUCAUUUAGGUCAUUCAGGGCUACUAACCCUAAUGCGUCAUCGCCAAAAAAAUUAUCUUACGAAUCUCAAUCCAAGAGUGGUGAGGAUGUGGUGAGGAAGAAGAGCUUCGCCCCACCACCGCCGGCUCCUCCGCCGCCGCCUUCACCUCCAUUCCUCAGGAAAUCGGUGCUGAUGAAGUCGAAUUCUAGCAUCCCUGUAGGCUCGACCAAGAAGGAGUUGGCGCGGAGCGCGAGGAGCGUGCCUAGUGAAGAAGCCCAAGUGGAUGAGCUCAUGAGGCUUGGAGCUGAUUCGGUCAAAUCUGUUCGAUCAUUUAAGCUGAAUGAAUUUGUUGAGAAACCAUCAAUGGAUUAUGAGAUAAAAUAUCCUGAUAAAAGGAAGCAGAAGAAGGAGGAAGUGGUGAUGGAAACUAGAGACGAGGAAGAGGAAGAGGAAGAGAGCGAUGGUGAUGAUCAGUUUGAUGAACAUAACUUUGCAGGAAGCUCAUCAAGCAACGUGGAAGCUCCGGCUGAUGAUAAUGGGCGCGACGUCGACAAGAAAGCCGACGAAUUCAUAGCCAAAUUCCGGGAGCAGAUACGGCUGCAGCGGAUCGAAUCCAUCAGAAAAUCCACCGCGCAGCGUGCUGGAAAAAAUUCCAGGUGA